Molecule: messenger RNA, 255 nt
Organism: Sphenostylis stenocarpa
Lineage: Eukaryota; Viridiplantae; Streptophyta; Magnoliopsida; Fabales; Fabaceae
Source: the annotation of a GenBank genome assembly
AUGACCAAGUUACAAACCAGUCUCUUUAUUGUGUUGGCUUUGUUUGCCAUCUUCACCCAAACUUAUGGGGAAAUCCGUUUUUGCCCUAAAGAUAUGACAUUUGAAGGGCAAUGUUCACUGGGGAGUUCGGGAAGAAGCUGCUUUGAAGAAUUUCUGUCAAGACUUGGAGCAAGUGCCAUGCCUAUGCAUUGCGGUUGUAAUAAUCUCAAGAACAAUCAACGUCUCUGCACUUGUGACAUUGUUUGUAGGGAAUGA